ACGCCGACCUCUGCCCUGUUCUCGGCCUCGCCGCGGUCCGAGCCCCUCGUCGACGUCUUCAAGGCGUACCACGCCCUCCUCCUCCCGUACUACGCCUCUCUCAAGACGCACACGACGUCGUCGCUCGUCUUCACGGCGACGGCGCCCGCCCUGAGCCCGAUGCAGCGCGCGCGCCUCCUCGCGACCCUCGCGCGCUUCUGCCACGCGCUCGUCGCCCCGACGCGCUCGCUCCCGCAGCGCCUCGGCACCCUGCGCAACGUCCAGUCGGCCAUGGACUUUUUCGAGUCGACCUUGCUCGCCGAGUUUGAGCGCGCCGACGCCGCUGCGCCGGCCGACAGGGACGAGGACGCGAUGAGGGACCGCGCGAGCGUCAUGUGGGAGGUCAACCAGAGCCAGACGGUCGCCCAGGUGUUUGUUCAGAAGCGCGAGACGCUCUUUGGCGCCGGGCACGACCCUUUGCGCAACCUCACCAAGAUCGAGACGCCGUCGGGCGGCGAGGCGGACGGCAUCGACUUUUCGGCCAUGGACCUGUUCAUGUCGUCGGUCCUCGACAUCCUCCGGCGCGAGGGCUCGCUCAUCGCGCGCGUCUUCCCGCCUCAAGCCGACGUCCUCCUCUACUUCCUCGAGCGCAUCGCCAACGACGUCGUGUCGGACUACAUCACGACGCUCCUCUCGGCGGCGCAGCCGCUGCAGAACCCGCUCUUCCUCCUCGCGACGGCGGCCACGUUCGGCCAGGUGUACCGCCUCGUCGACUGCGUGCUCGACAUCGAGCCGCGCAACGCGGCCGGGCUCGUCACCAAGGAGCGCGCCGAGGACAUCGUCUUCAGGGUGUUUGAGCCCCUCAUGGACGACUACCUCGCCGAGGAGGGCGAGUGGAUCCGCGAGGUGCUCGAGGGCGUGUGCGACGAGUGGGACCGCAAGCCUCACCAGACGGCAUCCGCGCUCGCCCUCUCGGACCCGACCUUCCUCGCGUCGCACAACCCGGCCCAGGUCAAGAAGAACGUGCUCGCCGGCUUUACAAAAGUCCUCCUCCUCCCCGUCACCAUCAUCCCCAAGACGGCCAUGUUUGGCGUCAACGCCAUCACGUACGGCGGCACGGCCGUCAUCGACACGUUUGCGCACCUCGGGACUCAGCUGUCGGGCGCGGCGGGCGGCGGCAGCGGCGGCGGCGGUGGGGGAGGAGGAGGAGGGAGCGGGUCUCGGACGCCCUCGGCGGCGACGAGGACGGUUUCGGCGACGGCGACGGCGGCAGCGGCGGGCGAGUCGUCGGCGGCCGCGUGGGGUGGCGAGGCGGCGAGCGCGCCGCGCCUCUCGGUCGACGCGAGCGGCGUCAUCUCGGUUUCGGACGGCUCCACCACCACCGCCGCAGCCGGUGCCGCAUCGUCGUCGUCGUCGUCGCUCGAGGCGGCAGCAGAACCGAGUGCGCCUCGAGCGCCCGGGCGCUUCGACCGCCUGCAGCUCCUCCUGUCGCUCGACACGGCGCUCCAGCUCCUCCAGGCCGACCGCGACUCGCUCAAGCGCAUCCAGACGUUCCUGCGCUUCCCGGGCACGUACGGCCGCAAGGUGCACGACGCGAUCGAGGAGGUCUUUAUCGUCCUGCUCCAGGUCCUCAACGAGAAGCACGUCGGCCCGGCGUUCGACAAGGCGCGGCGGCAGAUGGAGACGUACAAGCCCGAGGAGCACGACGGCGACACGAGCGGCGGCGGGAGCGUCGCGCCGCUCGUCCAGUUCUUCGAGCUCGUCCACAUCGGCGACACGAUCCAGCAGAUGGUCGACGUCUACUACGAGAAGGAGAUGGCGGCCUACAUCGACCGGCGCGACUUUCUCAACGUCGUCGUGCGCGAGAAGAAGCGGUUCGAGGCCUCGCUCGACGACGCCGUCGCCCAAGGGCUCAACGCGGCCGUCAACAUCCUCAUGUCGCAGGUCGAGCACCUCGUCACGUCGCGCCAAGGCCUGCGCGACUUUACGCCCGACGACGGCGACGACUUUGACCUGUCGCCGACGAGGGCGUGUCGAGAUGCCGUCGCCGUCCUGAGGCAGCACUGCGACAUGCUCAAGGGCAGCACCGACAAGCACAUCCUCGAGGUCUUCAACCAGGAGGUCGGCAUCCGGCUUUUCGGCAUUCUCCUCAAGCACCUCAAGCGCCAGAUCGUGUCGACGUCGGGCGGCCUGCAGCUCAUCGCCGACCUGAACGCGUACCACGCCUUUGUCACGUCGCUCCGCCAGCCGCCCGUCACGGCCUACUUCACGAGCCUCAAGAUGGUCGGCGAGAUCUACCUCGUCGACUCGCCCAAGGACCUCGGCGCGCUCGUGAGGGACACGAGCCGGUACGAGGGCGUGCUGAGCCCGGAGGACCUGUACGAGCUCGUGCAACGUCGCGCCGACUGGAAGCGCAUCGAGCGCGACGUCGACAAGGCGCUGUUCGGGUUCAAGGUCGCCGACGACUGCGUCGUGUCGUGACGUCCUCUCCCUCCUCUCUCUCCCUCUCUGUAUCAUCAGCAGUACCCUCCCCCGCAGUCGUUCCCAUUUCGUUAGCGGUAUCGAGCAUGGCAACGAGUUCAUCGUC
This is a messenger RNA of Rhodotorula graminis WP1, 2566 nucleotides long. RefSeq lists its product as uncharacterized. Gene Ontology annotation, cellular component: exocyst; cytoplasm. Bases 160 to 2460 code for a protein of 766 amino acids. The record is from RefSeq and is a predicted model, not a curated record. NCBI's taxonomy places the organism in Eukaryota, Fungi, Basidiomycota, Microbotryomycetes, Sporidiobolales, Sporidiobolaceae. The transcript has 6 exons. Gene Ontology annotation, biological process: Golgi to plasma membrane transport; exocytosis.